UUUCGUCGUCGUCGUCGUUGCGACACCUCCACCACCACCACCAGCACAGGGAGCCAUGGCCGCGAUGCUGGCAAGGUCACUCGCAUCGCCGCUGCAGCUGCUGCGGCGUGGCGGAGCCGCGGCGAGGCUGGCGGUCACGCGGGGACUGCGGCCCGGUCCGAGCGGAGCGCCUUGGGCGGCCCGGGCCGCGAUCAGCACGGCUUGCCACCUCAGGGCUGCUGCUGUGACAAAACCCGCACCCCACUUCAAGGCGACAGCUGUGGAUGAUGGGAAGUUCCGCGAGUUGUCGCUCGAUGACUUCAAAGGGCAGUACCUGGUCCUCUUCUUUUACCCUCUCGAUUUCACGUUCGUAUGCCCCACAGAGAUAAUCGCAUUCAGCGAGAAGGCCAACGAAUUUCACCAAAUCAACUGCCAGGUGGUGGGCGUAUCUGUCGACUCUCACUUCAGCCACUUGGCCUGGAUCAACACCCCGCGCAAGGCUGGUGGCUUAGGCCACAUGAACAUCCCUCUCCUUUCCGACUUCAGCAAGAAUAUCUCAAAGGACUACGGCGUGCUGCUCGAGGAAGCUGGCGUGGCUCUCCGGGGCCUGUUCCUCAUCGACCCCAACGGCGUAGUGCGGCACGCGAGCGUCAAUGACUUGCCCGUUGGCCGCUCCGUGGAGGAGACCUUGCGUCUCGUCAAGGCCUUCCAGUUUGUGGAGGAGCACGGGGAGGUGUGCCCGGCAAACUGGACUCCCGAAGCUCCAACGAUCAAGCCAAACCCUCAAGACUCACUGGAGUACUUUGAAAAAGUGAACUGAAGAAUUGAAACUGGAAUGUAGAGGUUCUCAUUGUCUAUAGCAAGACGUUAAUAUUGUUACAGCUUGAACUGAACUACAUUUGGUAGUCAGUCUUUAGCGCUUAUCGACUCAAAGUGUCUUCGAAUCCAAAAAAUGUAUUUUGAUACAAAUACGUGCUUUAUUAAACACGACCUGAACAUAGCAGUUGAAUUCAUCAUGUCGACAACUUCGCAAAUUACCAAUCUCUGCAACUUAAUAUCAGCGUAAUGUCUCUGUUUACCGAUGUGUGCAUCAUUACAGUUGACAGAAAAUUCUGCUUUAAUUUGGUUGACGAGAUGUGUGUGUGUGUGUGCAAACCUAUAAAGCACACGAUGAAUGAAU
Molecule: messenger RNA, 1159 nt
Organism: Petromyzon marinus (sea lamprey)
Lineage: Eukaryota; Metazoa; Chordata; Hyperoartia; Petromyzontiformes; Petromyzontidae
Gene: PRDX3
Product: peroxiredoxin 3
Biological process (GO): cell redox homeostasis; response to oxidative stress; cellular response to stress
Cellular component (GO): cytosol; mitochondrion
Molecular function (GO): thioredoxin peroxidase activity
Source: RefSeq, a predicted model, not a curated record